AUGAGCGACGCUGAUAUGGACGGACGGACGGACGGCGAGGCCCCUGAUAUUCAUAACCCGACAUCAGAAGUGGGAUCUGUGCCACACCCUGCAUUUUCUGAGGAUCAGUGGCGUGCAGUAGUCGAAAUGCAAAAUCGGAAUUUGGCUGAACUUGUAAAAAUCAUGCAAGUGACGCCGGUACGUGAGCAGCAACCUAGUUAUGAUGUUAAGCUACCCAAAUUUAACCCUCAUGCUGCAUGCGUAGAGGCAGCAAAGUGGUGUUCAACAACCGAUAUAAUUCUAACUGAGCACCCCCUUAAAGGAAGAAAAUUGAUCAGGGCACUAAGUAACUGCAUGGAGGGAACUGCAUCUCAGUGGCUAACACAAAUUUCGUACCAGGGUAUGACUUGUCAAGAGUUCCAGGAAUUAUUUCUGCAGCGCUUUGAAACCGAAGAGACGCCGGCCGCUACGUUUUUAAAUUUACUCAACAGCCGCCCGACUGCCGCCGAAUGUUACGCGGUGUAUGCGAGUCGGCUGGUGACGACGCUGACUACGAAGUGGCGGAAUAUGGAAAUAGAAGAAAUUGCCGUUACAACUGUUCUUGCGCAUAUGGCAAACAUUGACAGUCGUUUGCAGCGCGUCCUCUUCACAUCCAAUGUGCGUACCAGAAGUAAGCUACAGGCGGAGUUAAAAGCGUUUACGUUCGACAAGAAGCGACAUGCUCGAGAUGACAACCUUGGACCUGAAGAACCGUAA
Molecule: messenger RNA, 735 nt
Organism: Drosophila simulans
Lineage: Eukaryota; Metazoa; Arthropoda; Insecta; Diptera; Drosophilidae
Exons: 1
Coding region: 1-735 (244 amino acids)
Source: RefSeq, a predicted model, not a curated record